AGACCUGAGCUUAAUUAAGGUCAUCGUCACUCCAAGAACUGAAGGCAAUGGCUAUCUUUUUUCUCUGUUUCUCAUGCGUUUUAUUGCUUGUUUCUUUUGUCUUUUUCUUGAGAAAGAUUAAAGAAAAUAAGAGAUGUAGUAAUCUACCUCCGAAUCCUCCACGUCUUCCGAUCAUCGGGAACUUGCACCAACUCGCAGGAUUGCCUCACCGAUGCAUUCAUCAUCUCUCCAUCAAGUACGGACCGGUAGUGCUUCUUCACCUCGGCUCUGUUCCAACAGUUGUCAUCUCCUCGAGUGAAGCAGCUGAACAAGUUCUUAAACUCCACGACCUUGUAUGCUGCAGCCGACCAAAAACGGUCGCCACUGGGAAACUCUCUUACGGUUUUAAAGACAUUGGCCUUGCCCAGUACGGCGAGUAUUGGAGAGAGAUGCGUAAGCUCGUUGUUAUCGAGCUUUUCAGCCUUAAGAAGGUUCGAUCAUUUAGGAAGAUCAGAGAGGAAGAGGUUGGACUUAUGGUGAAGAAAGUGUCGGAAUCUGCUUUGCAACAGUCUCCUGUGGAUCUAAACAAUACCUUUUUCUCUUUAACCGCAAGUAUCAUCUGUAGAGUAGCCUUAGGACAGAACUUCAACGAGAGUGGUUUCUUUAUUGGUAAAGGCAGACUCGAAGAACUUUUGAAUGAGUUAGUGUUAGUUCUUGGUGGUUUCACUUGCUCUGAUCUGUUCCCCUGUGGUGGACUUGGGAGAUUCCUAGAUUGGUUGUUUGGAGGACACAAUAGGAUAAACAAAGUGUUUGAAGAGCUUGAUGCUUUUUACCAGCAUGUAAUUGAUGAUCACUUGAAACAUGAAGCUCAUGCAGGAAAGAAAGCUAUGGAUUCUCAGGCGGAUAUUGCUGCACUCUUGUUAGGUAUGAUGGACAAACAAGGAGACAAAGAUUAUCUCAAGCUCAGCAUUGAUAAUAUCAAGGGAGUCAUCACGGAUAUAUUUAUAGCGGGAGUAGAUACAGGUGCUGUAACCAUGAUAUGGGCAAUGACGGAGCUGGCUAAAAACCCUAGAGUGAUGAGAAAGGCACAAGAAGAGAUCCGAAACACCCUAGGGCUCAAAAAAGAAAGUAUCUCUGAGGAAGACAUUAACAAAGUUGAUUAUUUGAAGCUCAUAAUCAAGGAAACAUUUAGAUUACACCCAGCACUUCCGCUUUUGCUACCAAGGGAAACAAUGUCCCAUGUCAAGAUCAAUGGAUAUGAUAUUCCUCCAAAAACACAAAUCCUACUUAACGUAUGGACCAUCGGACGUGACCCCGGUCGGUGGACCGACCCUGAAGCAUUCAUCCCUGAACAGUUUGCUAAUACUUGCGUAGAUUUCAAAGGACAAAGCUUUGAGCUAUUACCGUUUGGUUCUGGUAGAAGGAUGUGUCCCGGAAUGCCAAUGGCUGUUGCUUCUGUGGAAUUGGGACUGUUGAGUUUGCUUUACUUUUUUGAUUGGAUAUUGCCUGAAGGGAUGAUUAGUGAAGGAGAGAUUGAUAUGAAAGAAGCUGGUAAUCUUACCAUUGUCAAGAAACAACCUCUUCAACUUGUGCCUGUUCUACACCAUUGAUGAGCAUUGUGCUGUCAAAAUAAGCUUGAUUCGGCUUAAUGAGUUAUCGUAUUCAUUUUGUGUAUUCAUAUGUUUUUCACAAUGACAAUAGUUAUUCAUACAUGUAUGUCACAUAUAAUAUGUGUUUGUUUUCCUAA
Messenger RNA from Brassica napus (rape), 1726 nucleotides. RefSeq names its product cytochrome P450 71B2-like. The record is from RefSeq and is a predicted model, not a curated record. Gene Ontology annotation, molecular function: monooxygenase activity; iron ion binding; heme binding. The coding region runs from base 48 to 1589 and encodes 513 amino acids. The transcript is spliced from 2 exons. Lineage: Eukaryota; Viridiplantae; Streptophyta; Magnoliopsida; Brassicales; Brassicaceae.